Messenger RNA from Hemicordylus capensis (graceful crag lizard), 2118 nucleotides. It is a transcript of the gene TIMM17B, whose product is annotated as translocase of inner mitochondrial membrane 17B. The coding region runs from base 243 to 761 and encodes 172 amino acids. The record is from RefSeq and is a predicted model, not a curated record. Lineage: Eukaryota; Metazoa; Chordata; Lepidosauria; Squamata; Cordylidae. Gene Ontology annotation, cellular component: mitochondrial inner membrane; TIM23 mitochondrial import inner membrane translocase complex. Gene Ontology annotation, molecular function: transmembrane protein transporter activity. Gene Ontology annotation, biological process: protein import into mitochondrial matrix. The transcript has 6 exons.
GCUCUCUGUGCCCAAUGGAGAAUCAUGUCCAAUGGCGUCUUGUGCAUAUAUAACUCGAAGUCUGGGUUACUUGCCCGUUCUAGCCUUUUCCUAUCUCUACGGAAGAAGAGAAGCAACCCCCUUUGUUUUGGGUCAAGCGAGCUCGCUCACGCGUGACGCAGCCGACCAAUAGAUGCUUGUCACGUGUUAGGGGGUCAAGGCGCCCUCGUCACGUGGCUCCCCCGAGCCCGCGGCUGGGAGCCAUGGAGGAAUAUGCUCGGGAACCCUGCCCAUGGCGGAUUGUGGAUGACUGUGGUGGUGCCUUCACCAUGGGGGUGAUUGGUGGGGGUGUCUUCCAGGCUGUCAAAGGCUUCCGCAAUGCCCCAGUGGGCGUCAGGCAUCGGUUCAAAGGCAGUAUUAAUGCUAUCAGAGUCAGAGCACCACAGAUUGGAGGCAGUUUUGCAGUGUGGGGUGGGCUUUUCUCCACCAUUGACUGUGGCCUGGUGAAGAUGCGGGGGAAGGAGGAUCCUUGGAACUCCAUCACCAGUGGGGCGCUCACUGGGGCUGUGUUGGCAUCACGAAGUGGGCCACUGGCCAUGGUAGGUUCAGCAAUGAUGGGAGGCAUCUUGCUCGCCUUGAUAGAAGGUGUUGGGAUUUUGCUAACGAGAUACACAGCCCAGCAGUUCCAGAACCCAAAUCCCUUUGGAGAAGAUCCCAGUCAGCUGCCUCCCAAGGAUGGCUCACCAUCUGCAGGAUACCCAGGCUAUGGACAUUAUCAGUGAAGCAUUUUGGGGCCAGAGAUCCUUCAGUUAAGAAAACUUUCCCCUGGAGCCACUAAAGACUCUCACCCGGUAGCACAAAAAGAGGACAAGGGAUGUGAUUCCUAGAGUUGGAUUUUUUUUGCGGGGGGGACAUGUGUGGGGUGGGUGGGAAUUAGGGGAGCUAUGAACACUAUAAUAUCUACCUCUCUGGAGGGCCUGGGGGUGAUGGAAUUGUCUGCCCCAGGAAUACUUCCAUGCAUGCGGAGAGAGCCAGAGCCUACAGAGGGUGAGCAACUCAGAAGAACUGGAUGACCUUUCUUAGCUUUUAGAUUUGGGGAUGUGGCCACAACUCAUUGGCUCUGUCAAAGGACCUGGGAAAGCUGGUUUUUCUGGCUUUUCAGGCUGCAGGGGGUACUUCUGCUCUCUGUGUCUGCUGGAGAGUCUCUCCGAGCUUGGCUUGGAAAAGUCUGCUGGCAGAGCGGUCUGUGUCUUGUUUUCCCAGCAAGCAAUGCCUGUACAGGCCUUGGAGAUGAGGGAUAUGUGAAGAACCACCCCAUAGCAAGCAGAUGCUACAGUGGUAUAGCAAUAACCACAUCUCCAUGUCCUAAAGAACUCCCUGAGAUGGAGGGUAUAGGGUGAUAGAUUCGCCUCUUUGUGCUCUUGAUCAGACCUCUGAAACCUCUAAGCUACACCUAAUGCAGCCCAGCUGCCAUGGAAGGUCACCCACCAGGGGCUUGAUCAUCCUUCUGCCUUUGCUGCUGGCCUGAGAUUGCAAAAACAGGAGGGUUGUGAGGCACUGGGCAGACCAGAAUAGAUGGCUGGUUGGCUGCAUUCAGCUUGGUGAGCCACAAGUUGCACAAGGCUUGCCCUCGUGCUGAGAUUCACCCUUGUCAUACGGCAUGUCAACCUCCAGCAGAACAAAGGCAGGCUAGAGGAUAGGGAGGGUUAUAGAGCCUCUGCCUGCAGUUCUAUCCAACAUACUUAAACAAAUCUCCAGCUUGGGAUGCAGAAGAAUCUUGCACUCUGUUGUCAUGUCAGCCUGGGUGACCUCACUAAACCCAAACUGCCUCUGAUCCCCAAAGAACUGUGGCUGCAGUUUUAUAUGCUUACAGUGCUGGGUCCUCGUAGGCCAUGCACCCCCAUCUUUAUACAAAAAUGUACUAUCAUGGGGUUAAAAUCCUACCUUUUAAAAAAAUGCAUUUACUGUGAUUCCCAUUAGAAUGGAGCACAGACCAGCUUUAUAUAAAACUAGUUCCCUAAUUCAGCAACCUCUCUGGACUACAAUCCCCUGACCUUUUGGUUAUUUGUAUUCAAAGAGUUUUUAACAACAAAAACUACAUAUCUGUUCCAGGUGUAAAUAUAAAUUGUUUGGCUUCUA